Molecule: messenger RNA, 2160 nt
Organism: Prionailurus viverrinus (fishing cat)
Lineage: Eukaryota; Metazoa; Chordata; Mammalia; Carnivora; Felidae
Gene: LAPTM5
Product: lysosomal protein transmembrane 5
Exons: 8
Coding region: 89-880 (263 amino acids)
Cellular component (GO): lysosomal membrane
Source: RefSeq, a predicted model, not a curated record
GAGGGUAGCUGGCGGCUUCCUCUUUUCUGCCCUGCUCCAGGCGCUGGGCUCUCUCCCUCAGUGCCUAGGAGCAGGGGACGGCAGCACCAUGGCCCCCCGCACGGCUGCCGUCCGCCAGACCUGCUGCUGCUUCAAUGUCCGCAUCGCCACCACCGCCCUGGCCAUCUACCAUGUGAUCAUGAGUGUUUUGCUGUUCAUCGAGCACUCCGUGGAGGUGGCCCACGGCAAGGCCUCCUGCAAGGUCUGGCAGAACGGCUACCUCAGGCUCGCCAACCUGGUCUCCAGCUUCCUGCUCAUCACCAUGCUCUUUGUCAUCAGCUUGAGUCUGCUGAUCGGAGUGGUCAAGAACCGGGAGAAGUACCUGCUGCCCUUCCUGUCCCUGCAAAUCAUGGACUUCCUCCUCUGCUUGCUCACUCUGCUGGGCUCCUACAUCGAGCUGCCCUCCUACCUCAAGUUUGCCUCCCGGAGCAGCAGGGUUGGCGCCCCCAAGGUCCCCCUGAUGACCCUGCAGUUGCUGGAUUUCUGCCUGAGCAUCCUGACACUCUGCAGCUCCUACAUGGAAGUACCCACCUAUCUCAACUUCAAGGCCAUGAACCACAUGAACUAUCUCCCCAGCCAGGAGGGUAUGGCUCACAGCCAGUUCAUCAAGAUGAUGAUCAUUUUCUCCAUCGCCUUCAUCACUGUCCUCAUCCUGAAGGUCUACAUGUUCAAGUGCGUGUGGAGAUGCUACAAGUUCAUGAAGUACAUGAACUCAGCCGAGGAGAGGAGCGGCUCCAAGAUGCUCCAGAAGGCGGUCCUGCCGUCCUAUGAGGAAGCCGUGUCUCUGCCAUACAAGACCCCGGACGGGGACCCCGCACCACCCCCCUACUCGGAGGUGUGACGCCCGCCAGGCCCAGCUCUGGUGUUGGGAGGGGCGGAGCUGUCUCGCAAGCCGCUUCUUCGCUUUGGUGGCCCCUGCGGCCCCGGGGUGAACCGCCCGGCUGACUUCAGGACAAACCGGCUUGUGUCCCCCUUGCUGGCCUGCUUUUCCUGUGGGGCCUGGGAGAUGCUCACGACUGGGUCAACGCUGUCGGCAGAGUGACUCCCGAGUCCCUCAGAAAUUCAGUCCAACGAACCUCGGCUCGUUUCCAGCUCCAGCACUUGUCCCACCUGUUCGUCAUUCAAAGUUCGGGGGGUUUGGUUAAACAACUUGCAACUUGACCCCUUUCACCACGUGGCUGCCAAAUCAAAAUACGCCUCCCCAUGCAGGGAAGUGGUUUGUCCAGACAGCAACAGCCAUCGCGUUGGCUUUCAGGCCGUUGUCCGUUCAUACAACAAACGAUGCUGCCCAGUCAUCGCCUCUUGGUCCCCUCCCCCUCCGCCACCUCCACCAAGCACAGCCGUCCAAUUUCUUCAGACGGCUUGUUUCAACAAUUACGGUCCGCCACCCAUCAGUCAGUUUUAAACUAGGGACAGAAUUCAACAAUAACAAUGACAAAAAUCAAAUUAGCCCCCAAACUGUGCCAUGCAAUCGUCCCCGGCAUCUGGUCGCCCACGCUGGUCCCUUGGGCUCCUCUGGGCGGCUGAGCGAUUGUUAGCGCAAAUGAACAUUCAGGCACUUGCCAGACGUCACCCAGCAGCUACUUCCAGGAAAUAACGGUCGUCUCGUCACGGAACCGUCCCGACACACGGUGGUUUUGCCGGAGAGUUGUCGUCACCAGCAGCUGGCCGCACGUGGUCACUAUAGUCACGCAGUGACUGCCAGUCCAUUCCGCAGGCUGGCCCGUCCGUCACCAGUCCCGGCACAGGGGACUCCGUCCUGCCCAGUGCUUGUGCUUAAGCAGAAAUUUAGCCCUGACGCCAGGCGGGUCCGUUGGCUGGACUGAAUCUGCAGGUUAGGCAGGCAGACUCUUUGUGGGCCCAGACCCUGCCACGGGCGCUCGUGUUGGUGAUGGCAGAAGGGAAGGUUUUGGUCCCAACACCCCCUCUUUUUCCUGUUUCCGGGGUUCCUGAGGACGCUGACCCCAAGGCGGAGACAGGGCCAUGGAGGCACGUUCUCUGGGGUCUGAGAGGGGGAUACAGAGGCAGAGGGCUGUGCAAGAGGUUCCCUGCCGGCAGCCCCUUGGAUAAUUGCUUUGUGUGUGACGGGGAAGAAAUUUCAAUAAAGCAGCAUCACGCUUC